Gossypium arboreum is the source of this 758-nucleotide messenger RNA. Its product is annotated as cyclin-dependent kinases regulatory subunit 1. Gene Ontology annotation, biological process: regulation of mitotic cell cycle. The record is from RefSeq and is a predicted model, not a curated record. Gene Ontology annotation, molecular function: cyclin-dependent protein serine/threonine kinase activator activity; histone binding; protein kinase binding. Bases 247 to 513 code for a protein of 88 amino acids. Gene Ontology annotation, cellular component: SCF ubiquitin ligase complex; cyclin-dependent protein kinase holoenzyme complex. The transcript is spliced from 4 exons. NCBI's taxonomy places the organism in Eukaryota, Viridiplantae, Streptophyta, Magnoliopsida, Malvales, Malvaceae.
UCACAGAAUUAUAGGCAAUUUUAAUUUUUAGUCUUUAUCCUUCCCUCCCCUAAAAAUAUCCUAAUUCCAAUUUACAGCUUUGCCAUUCUUUAAUAUCAUCAAUUAAGUCUCUCUCAAUCUUCAUUUCGCUCUCUCUCGAAGGUUUUUCAGAUCCAACCUCCAAAUCCGACUUGACGCUAAAUUAGAAGAAGGAAAAAAAAGAAAUAGUGAUUUGUUUUAUUUUUCAUUUUACAGCAAAAUCGAAAAAUGGGGCAGAUUCAAUACUCCGAGAAAUACUUCGAUGAUACUUAUGAGUACAGGCAUGUUGUUCUCCCCCCUGAAGUGGCCAAACUUCUCCCCAAGAAUCGCCUACUCUCUGAAAAUGAAUGGCGUGCAAUCGGAGUACAGCAGAGUCGUGGCUGGGUCCAUUAUGCAAUCCAUCGCCCUGAACCACACAUCAUGCUCUUCAGGAGGCCUCUCAACUAUCAGCAGCAGCAGGAGAAUCAGGCCCAACAAAGUAUGCUUUCUAAGUAAUUACAUCAGUAUUUAGCAUCCAAAACAAAAAGGGUGAAACCAAAGCUACAUUGUUAGUGUUUAUCCUCUUCCUAAACAGUUUGGGUGUUGUGGAUUCCUGGAUUGUUUUGUGUUUUAGUUCUCCACUUUGGAGAAUUCCAUGUCAGGAUCGCUUUCUUACUUUCUUUAUCUGACUACCUAGUGUCAUUAGUACUCCGCAUCUUAAAUUGUUUAAAUAGCAAUGGAUGAAUAAUUUUUUUCUUAAA